AUGCGGGAUUGGCUGUUGUUGUGCGGCUGCCUGGCCGUGCUCUCUGCACGUGUGGAAGCCCAGUCGCUCCCCCAUGAGAAGAGGGGCCUGUUCGGCCUGUUCCCCUCCUCGCCGGCGUCCGCGCCCGGCUCCCAAGCGUCCGGCCCGCCCCGCGACCCCUCUGCGCCCGUCAACGGCUCCUGCAAGGCCCUGCCCCUCACUCGAGACACCUGGAAAUCGCUCAACUUGGACGACUAUCUGCGCGCCUAUCCCGGCGGCGACCAUCUCACGGUGGCGCAAUACGCCGCGUCCAAGGGCGCGCCGAACUUCGACUGCGGUGUCGGGAACCAAUGCAACGCUAACCAGCUAUGCUUCCCCGUCCCCGCCCCGGACUGGUACGUGCUUAUGGCGAUGCAGCAAUGGAACGUCCAGACCAACUCCAUCGUCCGCGCUUUGUCCUACGGGGUCAACUUUGUCCAAGCCACCAUAUCUAUAAUCUUGUCCGCCCUAUUUCCGGCGAUGGAUCCACGCAUGAUCCAGAUGAUGAAGCUCAACUUCGGCGUCAACGGGGCGUUCAACAUGGUCUGCAACACGCUGAUCCUGGACAUCUUGGUCAUGUUCAACAACGCCCAGCUGGGCUGGAACAUGUUCUUCAACAUCCUCAACAACGUCAUCACUGCUGCGUCGUAUGCGGCUGCCGGCUUGCUGCCUGUUCCCAAGGAAGCCAAACACGAUGCCUUCACAGAAUGGGCCCAUCUGGUGGACGGCCUGGAGAUCUACGAGCAGAAGAUGAUCGACGGCAUCUCCGAAGAGUCCCGCAAGAUCCUCGCGUCGCCCAUCAGCGCGCCGGGCGGGAUGGCGGAGAUGCUGAGGAACGGGACCUACAUCGCGCCCCCGGAGCCCGUCUUCCUGCCGGCGAUCGAAACCGCGCUCAAGAACGUGACCACGGCGCUCUUCCUCACCCGGAUCCUCCGGGCUAUGGACGCGUUUGUGACCGUCGGCAGUGAUGUCUGCAACCACGACGGGCCGAAUGGGGCGCUGGAGGGAGAAGACAAGCUGUCGUACUGCGACCCGACGGGCACGAUGUUCAACAUCGUGCGGGUGAGCGAGGACAAGGGCAAGGCGGAGCUGGGGUUCCCGAACGCGUUCGUGAUCGAGAAUCGGCUGGGCUUCUCGACCCAGUUCCUGACGAAUGCGUCCCUCUCCUGCCAGCAGAAGUACGGGGGGUUCGAGCACUUCCCCUGGGUGAACACGACGAUCCCGAGGGACCCGGCGGCGGACUGCGUGGUCAACCUGCCGGUGUGCGACCUCCGGAACAGAACCGACGUGCACAAGACCUUGCGCCGACACGGCCUGGUGGCUGCGUGUCGCCAGAUGGGCCUGCCCAUCUGA
Molecule: messenger RNA, 1371 nt
Organism: Puccinia triticina
Lineage: Eukaryota; Fungi; Basidiomycota; Pucciniomycetes; Pucciniales; Pucciniaceae
Exons: 11
Coding region: 1-1371 (456 amino acids)
Source: RefSeq, a predicted model, not a curated record